GGUGUUUGUUAUUUGUUGGGUGUUGGUUGUUGGGUGGUGGUCAUGUCUGUGCAUUUCUUUUCUAGAAGUAUAAGGGUGUGUCUCAAUAUACGACUGUCCAGUAUAUUUAGAAAAGAGUCAUACUUCCUUUUAUUUUUACAGCUGUAUGACACUAUGUAAUUGCCUGCUUUCUUACCAACACACCCUACAGAAGGUUGAAUGCCGCAGCACGAUGGCCACGAAUCCGACAAGAGCAUCUGGACAACCGGGCAAAAUAAAGAAAGACGAGUCGCUACUUGGAAAACUUGGAGGAACGUUAGUUCGGAAAAAGAAGAUCAAAGAAGUGAGUGAUCUUCAGGAAGAGGGCAAGAAUGCUAUCAAUGCUCCUCUCCUUCAUGCCGGUUAUGAGAUUCUCCCAGAGGACACACUGCUUGAGGAAAAUGCAGAGAGAAUCAUUUUGGAUCCCAAUUCCAAAGAGGACAUCAACUUUAAAGAUCUGCAGAAGGUUCUCAUUGAUUGGAUCAACAGUGAAUUAGAGGAAGAAAGGAUCAUUGUGAAGGAUCUUGAGGAAGAUCUGUAUGAUGGACAGGUGUUACAAAAACUAUUUGAGAAGCUGUCGGGUAAUAAACUAAACGUUGCUGAAGUGACUCAGUCGGAGAUCGGACAGAAGCAGAAACUUCAGACGGUUCUUGAAGCUGUAAAUGGAGUUCUCAGACCGCUGGAGUGGAACACGGAGUGGAGCGUCGACUCCAUUCAUUCUAAGAAUCUGGUGUCCAUCAUGUAUCUGCUGCUGGCACUGGCCAUCUACUACACAGCUCCCAUCCGCAUACCUGAGCAUGUGUCCGUCCAGGUGAUUGUGGUGAAGAAAAAAGAGGGAAUCCUGCAGACGUCUCAUGUCACCAAACAACUCACAACGUCCUGUACAGAAAUGAUGGUCGGAAGGACAGAACGGGAUGCAUUUGACACGUUACUGGAUCAUGCACCUGACAAACUGAAUGUAGUAAAAACGUCACUGAUCACAUUUGUGAAUAAACAUUUGAACAAACUCAAUCUGGAGGUGACUGAACUGGAAUCACAGUUUGCAGAUGGAGUUUAUCUGGUGUUGUUAAUGGGAUUGUUGGAGAAUUACUUUGUGCCGCUGUUUAACUUCUACCUUACGCCAGAAAGCUUUGAACAAAAGGUCCAUAACGUGACAUUUGCUUUUGAGCUCAUGCAGGACGGUGGAUUACAGAAACCCAAAGCAAGACCAGAAGAUGUGGUGAACUUGAACCUGAAGUCCACGCUCAGGGUUCUUUACAAUCUGUUCACAAACUACAAGAACUCAGAUUAACAAUAAUAGACUUUAUAUUAAGCAAUCUAAGAAAUCUUGUCUUUUGCCUCAGUGUCAUCUGCGCUUACACACAUCCCGACUGCUUUUUGUAUGUAGGAAUGAAAUAUUUUGUAUAAACUGGCUUUUUAUUCCCAGACUCGAAUGUAUUUAUCUGUAACAACGUGGCUUAUUUAUGAAUGUAAUUUUUGCUUGUUUGACUUGCACAAAUAAGACCAUCUGUUGCUUUAAACAAUAUACAGAAAUAACUGUCCUGAAUUUUUUCAACACCUGUUGAUUAUGUUUAAACUGUGCGUUCACACCAAACGCGGUAGAGGCAGCAAGCGCAGGUGAUUUACAUGUUAAGUCAAUGCAAAGACACGAUUAGGCAUCCUGGGGCGCGAGGAUUUUUUCGCAUGUUGAAAAAUCUGAAGUUCGCUGGAUUUCCGCAUCACGUUAACCAAUCUGGACCUUGCUCUAGUAGUGACGUGAUUACAACAAGCAAGCAGAGUCCCAGAAGCCCCUCCCAUGACACAAAUUUCUGCGUGAAUGUCUCGAAUUUCACGCGCGGCUUUUACGCGCGAAUGAAGUAAACUCAAAAUGUUCAAGUGUCCCACUACACACAAUUAGCGCGUUUUUGCCGCCUCUACCGCGGCUGAUGUGAAUGCACCAUUAUAAAUGCUGUAAUUAUUAUUGCACAUAAAUGUUGCACAUUUGA
Paramisgurnus dabryanus is the source of this 2003-nucleotide messenger RNA. The record is from RefSeq and is a predicted model, not a curated record. Lineage: Eukaryota; Metazoa; Chordata; Actinopteri; Cypriniformes; Cobitidae.